Lachancea nothofagi CBS 11611 is the source of this 1221-nucleotide messenger RNA. The record is from the annotation of a GenBank genome assembly. Lineage: Eukaryota; Fungi; Ascomycota; Saccharomycetes; Saccharomycetales; Saccharomycetaceae.
AUGUACAACAAGAAAGUGGAAACUCGCGAGCACAGCGGCCCUCGAAUUAGUGAUUACCAAGUCCUAGAAGAAAUCGGGCGGGGAUCUUUCGGAAGCGUUCGGAAAUUGGUACAUUUGCCAACCAACAAGGUCUUGGUGCGCAAGGAAAUUCAAUAUGGGCACAUGAACUCCAAAGAACGGCAACAGUUGAUUUCAGAAUGUGCAAUACUGAGUCAAUUGAAACACGAAAACAUUGUUGAGUUCUACGAGUGGGACUCUGACAAGAACGUGCUGUACUUCUACAUGGAAUACUGCAGUAAUGGUGACCUCUCCCAGAUGAUUAGCCACUUCAAAAGAGAGCGCAAGUAUAUUCCUGAAAAGAUCGUGUGGAGCAUUAUGGUUCAAAUUCUUUCAGCCUUGUAUCGGUGUCACUACGGCACAGAUUUGGCCCCUCUUGACACGAUACAUGACAAAAUGAAAGUUCCUGUUAAGGGCCCUAACGUAGUCAUCCAUAGGGAUUUGAAGCCAGGAAACAUAUUUUUAAGCACAGAAAGAGUGCCUGAUCCGGCAAUGGCAUCUCAGACUUUAGAUUACAACAAAGUAUCCGUUAAACUAGGCGAUUUUGGCCUUGCUAAAUCUCUCGGGUCCAGUGUGGAGUUUGCAACCACCUACGUAGGCACACCAUACUAUAUGUCCCCCGAGGUAUUGAUGGAUCAGCCCUACUCACCCUUAAGUGACAUUUGGUCGUUCGGCUGCGUCAUAUACGAAAUGUGUACUCUUCGUCCACCCUUUCAGGCAAAGACCUAUACUGACCUACAAAGACGUAUUCAGGCGGGUAAAUUUGAUCGAAUUCCAGACUACUACUCAAACGAAUUACAAAUACUGAUUGAUUCUUGCAUAAAUCCAGAUUUGCAAUCCCGAGCAUCCACCUAUUCUUUGCUCCAGAAUAUUCAGUUACGAGUUGCUAGAAAGUCGCUGCAGUUGGAAAGAUUUGAGGACAAUCUUUUAGACUACGAAAAGGAGCUUAUGAACAUCGGCGACAUACUAGAGCGGCAAGCGGGUGAGUAUGAAGCCGAAAUGGCGGUAAUAAAAUAUCAGUAUCGAAAAGAGUUUGAUCUUGCUGUAGAGCAGCGAGUUCGAGAAAUCAUGAAUGGCAAAAAAGUUAGCGGCACACCUGAACUAAUGACGGGUAAAAAUCACUUGCAUAGGCCCGACUACCAUUGGCGUGUCAAAGGGAGAUGA